AUGCCCUCCACCCCCUCCCACAAAGGGGCCGCCUGUUCUGAGUGCAGAGGGCCCCUGGAGGAUGCAGUGACCGCCACCUGUGGACACACCUUCUGCUGGCACUGUCUCCCCCCACCCUCCCAGAUGGGUGCCCAGCCCUCCGGCAGGGUCCUGCUCUGUCCCCUCUGCAAGGAGAAGCAGCAGACCGAGAGCCUCUUGGUCCCCGUGCCCCUGGGCCCUCUGACAGAGACUUACUGCAAGGAGCAUGGUGAGAAGAUCUAUUUCUUCUGCGAGAAUGAUGCCAAAUUCCUCUGUGUGUUCUGCCGGGAGGGUCCCUCCCACCAGGCCCACGUCGUGGGCCUCCUGGACGAGGCCAUCCAGCCCUACCGGGACCGUCUCAGGAGUCGGCUGGAAGCCCUGAGAAUGGAGAGAGAUGACAUUGAAGACAUGAAGAGCCGGGAAGACCGGAAGCUCCAAGUGCUCCUGACUCAGAUUGAAAGCAAGAAGCAGCAGGUGGAAGCGGCUUUUGAGAGGUUGCAGCAGGAGCUGGGGGAAUAUCAGUAUCUCCCGCUGGCCAGGCUGACAGAGCUGGAGCAGCAGAUCUGGAAGGAGAGGGACGAGUAUAUCUCGAAGCUCUCUGAGGAAGUCGCCCGGCUUGGAGCCCAGGUCAAAGAGCUGGAAGAGAAGUGUCAGCAGCCAGCAAGUGAGCUUCUGCAAGAUGUCGGAGUCAACCAGAGCAGGUAUGAGGUGAAGACUUUUGUGAGUCCAGAGGCCAUUUCUCCUGACCUUGUCGAAAAGAUCCGCGAUCUCCACAGGAAAAUACUCACCCUCCCAGAGAUGAUGAGGGCGUUCUCAGAAAACUUGGUGCAUCAUCUGGAAACAGAUACAGGGGUUGUCACUCUGGACCCUCAGACCGCCAGCCAGAGCCUGGUCCUCUCCGAGGACAGGAAGUCUGUGAAGUACACCCGGCGGAAGCAGAACCUGCCCGACGGCCAGCUGCGCUUCGAUGCUCUCCCGGUGGUGCUGGGCUCCCCCGGCUUCUCCUCGGGGCGCCACCGCUGGCAGGUGGAGGUGCAGCUGGGGGACGGCGGCGGCUGCACGGUGGGGGUGGUCGGGGAGGAGGUGAGGAGGAAAGGGAAGCAGGAUCUGAGCGCCGAGGAGGGCGUCUGGGCGGUGAUCCUCUCCCACCAGCAGUGCUGGGCCAGCACCUCGCCGGGCACCGACCUGCCGCUGAGCGAGAUCCCGCGCCUCGUGGGCGUCUCCCUGGACUACGAGGCGGGGCGCUUGGCCCUGCUCAACGCCGAGACCCAGGCGCCCAUCUUCACCUUCACCGCCUCCUUCUCCAGCAAAGUCUAUCCUUUGUUCGCUGUCUGGAAAAAAGGUUCUUGCCUUACUUUGAAAGGCUGA
Lipotes vexillifer (Yangtze River dolphin) is the source of this 1386-nucleotide messenger RNA. It is a transcript of the gene TRIM15, whose product is annotated as tripartite motif containing 15. Bases 1 to 1386 code for a protein of 461 amino acids. Lineage: Eukaryota; Metazoa; Chordata; Mammalia; Artiodactyla; Lipotidae. Gene Ontology annotation, molecular function: zinc ion binding; protein binding. The record is from RefSeq and is a predicted model, not a curated record. The transcript is spliced from 7 exons.